Molecule: messenger RNA, 4131 nt
Organism: Triticum turgidum subsp. durum (durum wheat)
Lineage: Eukaryota; Viridiplantae; Streptophyta; Magnoliopsida; Poales; Poaceae
Source: the annotation of a GenBank genome assembly
AUGACAUCAAGGAAGGAAGGACCGGGACCAGCUACCUCCUCGCAUACCUACCCAGCAUUGUCCGUGCGUGCCAAGUGCAUCGUCUCCCUCUCUUUCACUCUCGCGCAUGCAAGCGCUUAUCUACCCGAGAACGACUCCUACCGGAGGAGGAGGAGCCGGAGUUACAGAGAGAUCGGCGCCGGCACUGCGACGCCGACGAUGACAGCGACGGCAGUGGCGGCAUUCCCGCCGCACGCCUCCAUCUGCUCCCUCAUCUCCUUCCUCAGCCACCACCUCGCCGCGCUCCUCGCCGACCCGGCCGAGCUCCUCGCCACGCGGCGCCGGUGCGUCGCGCUGCUCGCCGGGCCUUCCCACCGCCCUGCCUCGUCGGCCGACGGCGACGGUGACGACGACGACGACGUCCUCGCCGCGCUCCAGGGCGCCAUCGACUCGCUCCCGUCUGCCGCCGCCGCGGACGCGCCCGGAGACGCGGGGCUCCUCCAUGACGUCGAGGCGGCUCUGCAGGCGCCCGCGCUGCUGCCGGAGGACGGGCGGACGGCGGGGCGGGACAACCGGGUCGUCGCCGCGUGCGCCUACUUCUACCUGGCCCUGGUCCGGGCGGCGCAGGGGGACGCGUGGCAGAUGGCCGCGCACUUCCUGCAGGCCGUGCUCGUCUCCCCCGCCGCGCUGGCCGGCGGCGGGCUCGCGCCCCGCGCGCUCUGGGACGGGCUGUUCGACGAGGCCGUCCUGGCGCGCGCCGGCGGCGCCGGCGCCAGCGAGGAGGACGCGGCGCGCCGGGCCGCCAGGCGGUACAAGGACUGGCUGAUGUACUACAGGGUCGUGGCCGCCGCGCCCGACGGCGGCGCCUCGGCGGACGGUGGCGGGUGCUUUCAGCUGGGGAAAUCUGCAGGCUCUGUGAUUCCAAGAUGGAGAAAUGUCUCUGAGGAGACAACGGCCCAAUGGAUCGGAAAUGAGGAGAAGAGCACGGCCUCCGUCUCCAACUUCGGCGGUCAUGGUGGCUUCGCCGAGCUGAAGUACUUACUCAGCUGUGCGGAUCAGGAGUUUCAGGAAGAUGCCAAGGGGAGCUCUGACAGCAGGUGCCUCCAUGAGAUGCUGGAGGAGGCCCAGUCCGACUCGCCGGUUUCAUUCUACUCCCAUCUUGAUUCUAGCGAAGCAAGCGACAGCGAGGCAGCUCUACAUGACAAAGGGAGGUCAGCAAAGAUUAUGCCUAUUGAUGCAGAUUUCUUGUCAAGUAAACUCCAUGAAAGAUCAUGCCACACGAAGAGUUUAACAUGGUGCACUUCUCCUGAGAAUGCAAUGAUAUAUGCUCCUGAAUCUCCACUUUACGUUGUCGAUGACACUGAGAUGCAACCAAACAACUUGCAAUUAAGCAGAUCACAAGGCUCACCGAACAAUCUGUCAACUUCAGUCUUCGAUCUGCACAAUGCAGACUCAUACGCUGUGUCCAACUAUUUUAACAAGGAUGACAUUUCUCCACAAUGCACACCCAGACAUGAUCUCAGGUGCUUCAGCAACUUCUCAACCAAAUUCAUCAAGAGAAGUGCUCUAUCCGACCUAGUGUCUCGAGGAAGCAUGAGUAGGAAAUUCAAACCUUUCUCAAACAGUGAUGACUGGAGCGAUGCCAGCUCGCGCAGCGGGAACAACAGUCAGGUUGAUUUUCUUGAAAGAUUCGAGAAGGCGGUAUCAAAACUAUUGGUUUCUGACGGGCUAGAAAGCUGCCUAGAUGCCAGCUCAGAAGUCACAACUAUAUGGCAGCUUCUGAGCCAUACAUCUGAAGUGAGACACAAACCGUCAGUAAGGCAAGACAUCCUUGAACAACUGUUUGAUAGCAUUUCAACAGACAAGAAGGAUAAAGUGAUCAGAGCAUCAGUCUAUGUUCUAGUGCUUAUGAUAUCUGAAGAUAGGAAUGUAAUGAGAGACAUCAAGAAGAAAGACUACUAUUUAUCCAAUUUAGCCACUGUGUUGAAGAGAGAUGUGCAUGAAGCAGUCAUUCUGAUAUAUUUAUUGGAUCCUUCACCUUCUGAGAUAAAAAACUUGGAGCUGUUACCUUCACUUUUACACGUGGCCUGUAACACUGCCACCCAAAAAUGGCCUACACUGCUUCCACUGACGCCGACAUCCGCAUCAAUAGCUCUCAUUGAGAUCUUGGUGACAGCAUUUGACUAUGUAACGAAUAAUGUUCACUUGGCCACAAUCAGCUCUCCUCCUAUUCUCUCUAAGCUUGUUGAUGUUGCAAAGAACAACAACUUGGAAGAAGGCAUGGCCCUGGCAGCUAUUCUCGUCAGGUGUGUGCGACUUAGCGGAAACUGUAAGAAGUUUCUGUCACAGGCUACUCCAGUGGAACCUUUCCUUCACCUUCUCAGAAGGAAAGAGCAGCGUGUCAAGUACGCUGCGCUUGAAUAUUUCCAUGAGAUUCUUCAGAUUCCUCGGUCCUCUGCAAUUUCUUUGCUACAAAAAAUAUGGCAGCUAGGAGGCAUCGCUAUUAUGCAUACAUUGGUGGCCUGCCUCCAUCAAACUGAACCUGAGCAACGGGUUCUAGCGGCCAAUCUUCUCCUUCAAUUGGAUAUGCUGGAAAACCCAGACGGAAGGAGUGUCUUCAAAGACGAAGCAGUGGAGGUCCUACUGGAAUCUCUAUCAUCUCAAGAAAAUUUCACUGCGCAAGCACUAGCAGCGUCUUUUCUGUCAAAUCUUGGAGGGACUUAUUCCUGGUCAGGAGAAUCCUACACUGCUGCAUGGCUAUCAAAGAAAGCAGGCCUCACCUCAAAAUCUCAUAGAAAUAUGAUCAGAAGCAUCGACUGGCAGGAUGCUUGCCUUCAGGAUACAGAAAUAAGCUCAUGGAGCAACAAAUUUGCACGAGCAAUUAUAGGAAUAGGAGUGCCAUUUAUCAGUGCGCUAGCCAAAGGAUUGCAAAGCAAGGUGAAGGGAACCUCACACGACUGCCUAGUAUGCGCCGCAUGGCUUGCAAGUGAGCUGGCUUCCCUUGGUGAAAAUGAUAUAAGAUAUUACGCCUGUGAGAUAUUGUUGCUUGACAUAGUGCACCACCUUCAUCCGGGAUGUGAGCUGGAUGAAAGGGUUCUGGCAUGCAUGUGUGUAUAUAACUACACCUCUGGAAAAGGGAAGCAAAAGUUGAUGAGCUUGUCAGAGGGUUCACGAGAAUCCCUUAGGAGGCUUUCAUCAUUCACAUGGAUGGCUGAGGAGCUACUUCAAGUUACCGACUACUACCUCCCUAGGAAACCACGUGUAUCAUGUGUACAUACACAAAUCCUAGAGAUUGGCCAACCUGGCAAUGGAGCAGCGACUGCUAUAACAUUCUUUAGAGGGCAGCUCUUUGUUGGUUACUUCAAUGGCACCAUCAGGGCAUGGGAUAUAAGAGGCCAGAGAGCCGUAAUCAUCAGAGAGGUUAAAGAGCACAAGAAAGCAGUCACGUGUUUUGCUCUAUCAGAAACUGGACAAAAUCUCUUGAGCGGAUCAGCUGACAAAUCUAUUCGGGUAUGGAAAAUGGCACAGCGCAAGCUUGAGUGUGUUGAGGUAUUUCAAAUAAAAGAGGCUGUGCAGAAGUUUGAUAUUUACGGUGACAAACUUAUUGUACUUACACAUAAAAACGUUCUGAAGUUCUCUUGUUCAGCAAGAAGCACCCAAACAUUUUACAAGAGCAAGCAUGUAAAAUCCCUAGCUCUUUCUCAGGGAAAAGCUUACCUCGGCUGCGGAGACUUGAGUAUACAGGAAUUAGAUGUAUCAGUAGAGUCGAAGAUUGAGAUAAGAGCGCCUACAAGAAGCUGGAGAAUCAGUAAGCAACCAAUUAGCUCCAUAGUAGUAUAUAAAGAUUGGAUGUACUGUGCUGGUUCUCAAGUGGAAGGAUCUGCCAUGAAGGAUUGGAAAAAGCGAUGCAAGCCUACGAUGACAAUGUCAAUGCCAAAGGGAACAAAUCUAGAGGCAAUGGCAGUGGUGGAGGACUUCAUCUACUUGACCUGCAAUAAAAGCCCAAGUGUCAUUCAGAUAUGGUUGAGAGAGAAGCAGCAGAAAGUUGGAAGGCUGCCUGCAGGGAGUAAGAUAACGAGCAUCUUCACCGCAAACGACAUCAUUUUCUGUGGAACUGAAACCGGAUUAAUCAAGGCAUGGAUCCCCUUGUGA